CUAUUUAAUUCGCUUACAGGAAAAAUUAAAAAAGUGUUCUCGCUCUACGGCAGCCGAAGACUUCGUUCAAUGGCCAUGGCCUAUGGUUGUCUCCACUCUACAUCGCUCUCUCGCAUUCUCCUUCCCGUUUUCUCUCGACAUAGUAACCUCUCCACCGCUUCUAACCGCCUCGCCGUGCUCACCUCCGCCGUGAACCGCACUGGACCUUCACCGUCUCCGGUCCGUGCUCUGGCGAAGCGCGGAAUCUCCCCCAAAGACGAUGAAGUAGCCUCUGCUUCUGAUAUUGAAUUCAAGGCGCCUUUGAAGAUUGUUGAGUAUCCGGAUCCUAUACUACGAGCUAAGAACAAGAGGAUUGAUGUUUUCGACGAGACACUGAAGAAUUUGGUAGAUGAGAUGUUUGAUGUUAUGUAUAAAACUGAUGGAAUUGGUCUCUCAGCACCCCAAGUAGGAAUCAACGUGCAACUCAUGGUGUUUAAUCCAUCUGGAGGGCGUGGCGAAGGAGAUGAAAUUGUUCUUGUUAAUCCAAAAAUCAAUAAAUAUUCCAACAAAUUGGUACCAUUCAAUGAAGGUUGCCUGUCCUUUCCAGGGAUCUACGCUGAUGUUGUGCGACCAGACUCUGUCAAGAUUGAUGCAAGGGACAUAACUGGUGCAAGGUUUUCAAUCAGUCUUUCCCGUCUACCUGCACGAAUCUUUCAACAUGAAUUUGACCAUCUGCAGGGCAUUCUCUUCUUUGAUAGAAUGUCAGAUCAAGUUCUUGACGGUAUUCGCGAAGAGCUGGAGGCCCUGGAGAAGAAGUAUGAGGAGAAGACUGGGUUGCCGAGUCCUGAAAAGAUACAAACACGGAAAAGAAAGAAAGCUGGAGUAGGUUUUGGAAAACGUUGAGCUGGCGGUCCAACUUGCUCAAACUCCCUUUAAUUCUUCAUGAUUCUGAAUAUGUUAUAGGACCAGGCCAUGAGAAAGAACUAUGGUUUGUUUUCUGAAGACUGAGACAUUAAACAACUUCGUGGGCUACACAGGAAGCUCUACGGUUUUGAAUAUGAGUUGAAAUCUUCCAUCUAUAUAUUUAUUUCAUUGUCUGUUCUGUGAUAACAUCUUCUUCUGGUUUCUAAGCUUUAGCCUAUAUUUGAGUUUAUAACGGUCUUGCAGACUAAGUGCAAUCAUUUUGUAUGUUAUCCUUUUUAUCUCAAGUAAAACGCAUCAAUUUUUUUU
Tarenaya hassleriana is the source of this 1209-nucleotide messenger RNA. Its product is annotated as peptide deformylase 1B, chloroplastic/mitochondrial. NCBI's taxonomy places the organism in Eukaryota, Viridiplantae, Streptophyta, Magnoliopsida, Brassicales, Cleomaceae. The coding region runs from base 70 to 882 and encodes 270 amino acids. Gene Ontology annotation, biological process: peptidyl-methionine modification. The transcript has 7 exons. Gene Ontology annotation, cellular component: mitochondrion; chloroplast. The record is from RefSeq and is a predicted model, not a curated record. Gene Ontology annotation, molecular function: peptide deformylase activity.